GGAGCCGGAGAAGAUGGCGGCGGGGCUGCGCGGCCUGCGCGGGCUGUGCGCGGUCACACUGUUCCUCUCCCAGCUCUACGUCCUCUCCGGACGCGCAGGGUCUUUGAUGACCACAAAGCAUUCACAGCCACAGUCUACAUUUGCAAAAAGUCUGACUUCAACAAGUACAAAUACUCCUUAUUUUAAAGCAGCAGAAAGUACAGAAAUUCCAUCUUACGUGACUAAAUGUCCUAGCAACGGGCUUUGCAGUAGAUUGCCACCAGACUGUAUGACAUGUAACACAAACUAUUCCUGUAUAUAUGGGAAGCCAGCCACUUUUGAUUGCCAAGUCAAGCCACACGUUCAUUGUGUUGAUCAGAAUAACCAUGAGCAGGAGAACUUUACCAUUAACAUGACAUGCCAGUUUUGCUGGCAGCUUCCAACAACUGAUUAUGUGUGUACUAACUCUACAAGCUGCAUGACGGUUUCUUGUCCGCGACAACGAUACAACGCCACGUGCACAGUCCGGGAUCACAUUCAUUGCCUGGGUAAUCGUGUCUUUCCUAAGAUGCUCUAUUGCAACUGGACUGGAGGUUAUAAGUGGUCUACUGCCUUGGCACUAAGCAUCACUCUUGGUGGAUUUGGUGCCGAUCGCUUCUAUUUGGGUCAGUGGCGGGAAGGUUUGGGAAAACUCUUCAGCUUUGGAGGACUUGGAAUAUGGACACUGAUUGAUGUGCUAUUAAUAGGUGUUGGCUAUGUGGGGCCUGCAGAUGGUUCCCUGUAUAUUUAAAUGUGGGUGCAACAUGUUUCAGAGAGGUGUAAUUGCUUGGAAAGGGCUCUAAAUUAAAAAAAGAGGGAUGCGAGUUGUUACGGUAGAAUGAAGAACAGCUGUUCUUUCUCUGUGCAUACAUUUUAAUGUACAGUAUCUGUACUUAGGUUGCCUUGAACUAAGGUAAAAUAAAAGAGUGGAUCACUGAGUAAGUUGAAAUUAAUUUUCUUCUGUGGACAUGCUAUUUUUCUAUGAAAAAAAAAAAAGUUGAACAGCUAACCAAAUUCUGCACUGUGCUUGAACUUGUAUGCUGUCAGGCACCCAGAGAAAUGCAAUCUUACUUGAAUAUUGAGGUAUUUACUUCAUCUUUGUAUGCUUGAAUUUAAAUUUAAAGCUAACUUCCCUAAAUAUGUCAGUAGUAUACUUUUUUGUGUUUGUGGGAGGAUGACUUACUUACCUGAGUUACACUGGCAGUAUGUAGAUCACCACAGUUUAUGAUGUGAAUUACAUUCAGCUCUGUGUUGGGAUCUAGCAAGAGCUAACAUUUGCUUAGUGGCUUGUUGACUUAAAAUGUUGGUGUUUUUAGAAUUAGAUUGCAGUAACACUAAAAGCUAAAUAUUAAAUAAUUGAAGUAGAUCUUGUUUGACCUGCCUAUCGGUGAAAGGCACAACUCAUAUUCAUGUGCUAGCAAGUCUUGCCAAGUUAAUUUGAAAAAAGAGUUGGCAAUAUAAUCGAUGUGUUUAUGCACUUCAGACUUCAUAACAAGAUCAUGUAGCGAACUCCAGUGCCAUUACAGAAGAAGAACUUAGUUUGGUUCGCUGACAUUCCCGAAGCUGGCUGCCGCUGCUCGCCCAGCCCUGCGGCCGCGCCCUGCCCCUUCCUCGGGACUUGAACUGUCGCAGCACGGAGGGGCGGUAACUCUGAAAAUCCUGUCACUUGAAUAAACUUGAAGCUUUUAUGGAAUUCAA
Molecule: messenger RNA, 1716 nt
Organism: Apus apus (common swift)
Lineage: Eukaryota; Metazoa; Chordata; Aves; Apodiformes; Apodidae
Gene: TM2D3
Product: TM2 domain containing 3
Exons: 6
Coding region: 14-769 (251 amino acids)
Source: RefSeq, a predicted model, not a curated record